AUGGAAGCAUUACCAAGGUCAGAAAUAUCAUUUAGAAGAUCAGGCUCUUCUGGGCUUGUUUGGGAUGACAAAUUGUUGUCAGGAGAGCUUAAACCAGUGAAGCCAAAAGAUGAUGAAGAAACAGAGCAACAUAAGCCAGAACCAAGGCCUUAUAAAUCUGUUGAAGUUGAAUCCACUAUUGACCCUCCAUCACCUAAAGUUUCUGGUUGUUGUGCUUUGUUUGGCAAGCCUGUUAAAGCCACCAACACACCCAACAAGCACAAGUCAAAACCCACCCACAAGUCUUGA
Molecule: messenger RNA, 288 nt
Organism: Helianthus annuus (common sunflower)
Lineage: Eukaryota; Viridiplantae; Streptophyta; Magnoliopsida; Asterales; Asteraceae
Exons: 1
Coding region: 1-288 (95 amino acids)
Source: RefSeq, a predicted model, not a curated record